Messenger RNA from Emys orbicularis (European pond turtle), 657 nucleotides. RefSeq names its product glial cell derived neurotrophic factor (gene GDNF). The record is from RefSeq and is a predicted model, not a curated record. Gene Ontology annotation, molecular function: glial cell-derived neurotrophic factor receptor binding; receptor tyrosine kinase binding; growth factor activity. The coding region runs from base 1 to 657 and encodes 218 amino acids. Gene Ontology annotation, biological process: peripheral nervous system development; negative regulation of neuron apoptotic process; positive regulation of branching involved in ureteric bud morphogenesis. The transcript has 2 exons. NCBI's taxonomy places the organism in Eukaryota, Metazoa, Chordata, Testudines, Emydidae.
AUGAAGUUAUGGGAUGUUGUGGCUGUCUGCGUGGUGCUGCUCAGCACGGUCUCCACAUCCCCGCUGCCCGCCGGUAAGACGCCUCCCGAGGGGCCCCCUUCAGUGGUAGAGGGGCCUGAAGACGAUCACUCCCCCAUCAGCCUGCCGCCUCCCUAUGCUGUGCAAAGUGACUCUAACAUGCCAGAGGAUUAUCCAGAUCAGUUUGACAAUGUAGUGGACUUCAUUCAAGCCACUAUAAAAAGACUCAGAAGGUCACCAGAUAAACAAACUCCAAUUUUUUCUAAGCGGGAGAGAAGUCGGCAAAAUGCAGCUGUUAAUACAGAGAAUUCCAGUAAAAAGGGACGGCGAGGUCAAAAGGGCAAAAAUCGAGGUUGUGUCUUAACAGAAAUACAUUUAAAUGUGACUGACUUGGAUUUGGGAUAUGAAACCAAAGAAGAGCUGAUUUUCCGGUACUGCAGUGGAUCUUGUGAUGCAGCCGAGACCACAUAUGACAAAAUUUUAAAAAAUUUAACCAGAAAGAAAAAGCUGGUCAAUGAUAAAGUGAGGCAAGCUUGCUGCAGACCCAUUGCCUAUGAUGAUGACCUUUCAUUUUUGGACGAUAACUUGGUUUACCAUAUAUUGAAAAAACAUUCCGCUAAAAGAUGUGGAUGUGUCUGA